This is a messenger RNA of Arabis nemorensis, 213 nucleotides long. NCBI's taxonomy places the organism in Eukaryota, Viridiplantae, Streptophyta, Magnoliopsida, Brassicales, Brassicaceae. The record is from the annotation of a GenBank genome assembly.
AUGACUUUGAGAGUUAGAGGUCAUGGAAUGCCUCAGCUCAAGGAAGGAGACAAGAAAAUGAGUGGACCGGGCCACAAGGGGAUGCAUGUGAAAGUACCUGAUGUUCAAUCACAGUCAGACCUCAAGGGCACAAAGAAUGACGUUGGUUCAGAGGUGCAAUCUAGUUCAGAGGAGAAAUCUAGUUCGAAGGAGAAAUCUGGUUCAGAGGAGUAG